Molecule: messenger RNA, 705 nt
Organism: Eremomyces bilateralis CBS 781.70
Lineage: Eukaryota; Fungi; Ascomycota; Dothideomycetes; Eremomycetales; Eremomycetaceae
Product: Prefoldin beta-like protein
Exons: 4
Coding region: 82-435 (117 amino acids)
Biological process (GO): protein folding
Cellular component (GO): cytoplasm; prefoldin complex
Molecular function (GO): protein folding chaperone
Source: RefSeq, a predicted model, not a curated record
GCCGUCAUAAUGAGUAUUUUGUGAUCCCAUCCUCCAUCCAGAGAACCAAGGAACGUCAGGCGAGAUAUCAAUUUUGCAACCAUGUCACAGAACAAGGUACCGGCGAGGAAGCAGCAAGACCUGCAGGCGCAGUAUUCAAACUACAAAAACACGCUCCAGACCAUAGCGCAGAAGAUCGGGGACAUUGAACAAGAGACGGAAGAGCACAAACUCGUUCUCGAAACCCUCACGCCGUUGGAUGACGACCGGAAGUGCUUCCGGCUCAUCAACGGCGUGCUGGUGCAGCGGACGGUGAAGGAUGUCGUCCCAGCGCUGACAACCAAUGCGGAUGGACUAAGUAAGGUGCUCGAGGACCUUGUGGGCCAGUAUAAAACCAAGGAAGCGGAGAUGGAGAAGUGGAAGAAGGACAACAAUAUUCAGAUAGUGCAGCAAUAAGGCAAGCCGGACGAGAGAUGGGGUGUGUGGAGCUCGUUUGAGAGAAGUAAAUCGUCUCUCGUAAACGGAUGAACCGCUUGCGCGGUAUGGGAGACGUGGUUUGAUGGUGGUAGCGGCGAGGAUCUGUUCAUGGUAGAAAUGAAUGCGGAUUCCGACUUACUGUCGCGCACGUAGGCUGUUUACAUCGAACGUGCUAUUGCGGAUGACGUCCUACCAUCAAAGCCGGAUAUAUAUUGUAUAGUACCCAAACAUACACCGAUUUGCACCUGU